AUCUCGCCUGUCCUGCAUUAUUUAUCAGCCUCUGUACCUGUUGAAGUUCGUUAAGGAUGCUGUCAGAUUGCCAGACGAAGGUGACUGAAUGGCAUCAGUAACUAGGUGACUUUGGGAUGGUUUAGAAAUCAGGAUGUUGUCAAGAAAUUUGACGGUUUUCAUUUACAGAUGCCAGAUGGUCAACUACUGAGGAAAGGUCUGUUGUUGUUAACAAUGGAAGGGUCAUGAGAGAAUAGCUGAGAGCACAUGCAUUAUACAUCAACACAUUCCUUCUCUCGCCAUGUGAUACAAGCAAUAAUAUCAGUAAUUGUUGAUGCCGUUAUUGUGAUAAACGACGGCAACGUGAACUGGUAUAUAAAUGAUACAGAUGGACUGACGAAAUGAUGAUGACAAAUACCCUUGAUAAAACUGUUGAAACAAGUUAAAACAUGAUGUGAUCCUCAAAAGUGUUGCUAAAAAUAUAUAGCAUUUGGAAGUUUCGAAAAUGGAUGUGCCGUACAGGUGCCCGAAGUGUGGAGACGGGAAGGUGUUUCCUGUACUGCAUGAUUUAAAGAAGCAUUUGUCACAGGAACAUUCUUACGUGCCAAGUCCACGAAAGAGGAUACAAGUUUUCAAUGGAAACACAGACAAAUCUGGGCGUUUUUCGCCAUUGCUUCAGUCAUUCUUUGAUGAGGGAAAGCGUCUUGAAAAUGAACUUCUAAAAGCCAAAGAUCUUGAAAUGAACAAUAAACGGAAGAGAUAUGGAGAAAAGGCUCCAGGUAGCUUUAGCAAUAGCGAUAUGAUGUCAGUGAGGUCUGAAUUUGUGAAACCUUCAAUUGUAGCAUUCCAAGAUGAUCAUUUGAAGAAUACAUUAAAUAGUAUGACUCAAGAAGUGACUGUCAGUCGACAGAAGCAGUGGAAGACUGCUGAUGCUUUGAUUAAAGCUGAGGAAGUGUUGAUGGGUGUGGGACAGGCUGCCGAGACGCGGUGCACGGAACAGAAGAAUGUGAUUCAGAAGCUGAGUGCAGACCUUAAGGCAAAGGAGAAGGAUCUGAAGAAGUCGCAGGAAGAACUGGAUAGGCUCAAGAAGGAGCAGAACCAGCUGAUUGAAAGUUCUGAGAUCCUGUCCAGGAAGACUAAUGAUGAAAGUCAGAGGCUUAGUGAAGAACUAGAAGCAAAGGAAUCUCAGUUGAGCAGGAUUAAUGUCCAGCUGUCACGACUCCGGGACAAUGGUCUUGAGGACUGGGCAGCCAAGCAGAGUCGUGGUCCUUCUUGGAAGUCUCACAAGGAUGCUAAAAAUAUGAUGAUGGAGAGGAGCAUGAUGAGGAGGCGAGCUGAGAUGAACGUGCAUGGAUUGAGGGACAACAUGGAUCAGUUCGAGACUAGCAAGCCGAGGACUGAGGCACGGAGUUUUCAAACUCGAGAAUAUGAUCGGGAUUCCUCGUUUGAGAAGGCUGAGGAGGAGAUUGGUGAACUCGACAUCUUGAGUCAGGAACUGAGGAAGAUGCAGAGGGAUGCUGUGUUAAAGAUGCAGGAAAAAGAUAAGGAAUUGAUUCAUGCAAGGAAAAGAUCUGAAAAGUUGGAGAAAGACCGAUUGGUUCUUCUUCAUGAAAUGGAUGACUUGUUAUCCAAAGCAAAUAAUGAUAACGAGAGUCUAAAAUCAGAACUCCGCCGCAAAAAUGAAGAAUUGCAUGAAUUUAAUUCCGAUCUUGAAGAAGCUAAAAAGGAACAGACUAAACUUGUUGGAGAAACAUUUGAGUUGUAUCGUGAAGCAGAUAAAAAUAUUGCCAAGUUAAAAGAAAUGCUGGCCUUGAAAGAUUUUCAGCUGAAAGCAGCAAACGAGAAGCUCCAUCAAUUUCAGGUGGCUAACGAGCAUCUGUUGGCUGAGAGUGAGAGCAUUGUACAACACGCCGAUGAGAAAGGGAGUAUUAUGGACUCAAUGUUGAAGACAACGGAGAAGAGUUUACAAAUGAUGGAGAAGGAGUUAGAUGACACAAAACGUGAGAAGGAUAAACUUCUUGAAGAAACUGAAACACUGAAGCAAGAGGUUGUGGACAGGACGAAGUCAGUGGCUGAGUUGCAGCAGGAGGUUGUGAUGAAGGAAGAGGAACUUCAGAAAACCAACAGUGAUCUACAAACCCUCCAGACAUUCCUGCAGACGACUGCGGCCAAAGAGACAGUGGCGCGCCAGGAACUGGAGAAAUUCAUCAUGGAGUUGAUUGAGAGAGCAGGCAAGGCAGAGAAAGAGUUGCGGGCCCUGAAGCGAAGAGUCCGGGCAGCGAGUGAAGAGUCUCAGAGCCUGGGAUCGACACAUAUACCUAUGGCACUACACAACACACUCACAGAGCCGGUCCUCUACACCGACAAUCCCCAGGGCAUCCCAAAGGAAGUACAAGGGCCACCAACAGCAGCACCUAGAGGCAAGACCAAGCAUAGGACCAAGCCUCCUGCAGACAACCAUGCAGACAUAUCAGGACCAACUGAAGACAGUCAUUUACACACUGGAUCAGCUGAAGGAACAUCUCAUAAACCAAGUAACCCUGACUCCACUUCCAGAGAGCACCGGGGCAUGAGAUCUGGGAGGGUUCCAUUGCUAAAUGCCAAGGAUAAUGUAUCAGAUGGGACUCACCAACCUCAGAAGCAAUCAGUUCACAGUAGUGCAAUAGGUGGUCAGACUGCAGUGAUUAGACCAGGGUCAGUUGUCAUGGAUGGUUCUGAAGGUGCCCUAGAGAGACCUGCUGUGUCAGAGAUUGCUGUCCAGACAGAUGAGUUUCCAGGUGACCAGGACACCAGUAGGAAGACAAAUGAGGAGAAUUAUGCAGAAAGACUGGGUGAAAAGCCAAAAGAAAUUGUAGGCAAUGGUUCAAACAAACAUCAAACAAAUUUGGAUGAGAAAUUGUGUCGUGGUUACAAGAUAGCUGUAAAUGAAAAUAAUCAUUUAGUUUUGCAGUUAGAUAAAGACAAAGAACUGAGCAUUCAAAGAAAAGCAGCAAUUACAACAAAUGCAGAAAGAAUACAAAAAGAAGUUAAAUGUUCUGAAUGUUCCAAAUUAGAUAGUGUAUCUGAACAAGAAAGGGUUUCUACACUUCAAGGGAGUCCAGUUCCAAUCCAUUCCAGCACACCAAAGAAGCCAGUUAGAACAAAGAAGCCAAGGGCUGUAUGUAGACACUGUCUUCAUCUGACAUCCAGCACUGACACAGAUUCCGGGGACUCAGACAUGGAACCAAAGCCAAGACAUUCCAGUAGUAAUCCUGGUUCAGCUCGAGCUGCAGUCCUGGCAAGAAUUAUGUCAGGUCAAGGCCAAGGAGAGGAAAAGCUAUGGCAAGGCCUGGAAACAGAUGCCACACAGAGGAAUGCAAUACCAUCUUGGAGACAAGAUGUGAUUGCAAACAGGCAAAGAGACAGUGUUGCUGUGCGACCAAAAACAUUUGGUUUUGAUCGUAUUCGUAACCCAAGAACAAAUUUUGGUGGUACAGAUCCCAUUCCCCAUUCUCGGUCUACUGGAAGAGAAACAAGGCCCUCACAAAGGACAUAUGACAGUCCUGAAAGGUUGAGAACAGGUGCUUUGUCUAAAAGACCUGCAACAACACAUGAGGCAGAUAGGUUUGCUUCUGCCACUAGGCCAUCACUGGAAGACAGGAGAAGGAAAGAAAGUCGGGGUGAAUCUAUUUUCCAGGUUAGAAAGGAAAAAGAUGACAAUUCUCGGGACAAGUUGCUUUCAGACAGAAUUGACAGAUUGGAAGACAUGAUAACAGAGGCAAGGUCAAAAUCUGACGAGAAGCUUGGGAAGGUGCUACAUGAAGUGACAUCAGAUCUUGAUCAGAUCAAAAGUUCCUCAAGAGAAAAUAUACAGAGACUGAGAGAUUCUAUCAAGCCAAGACUGAAGCUGGAGGAGCCUAAGGUCAAGAACCCAGCAGGCAGAUCAGAAGGUGCAGGAGCUGCUCAACAGAGAGAUUCUAGACAUCUUGACAGUGCUACUGACCUGAAUCCACAUUCUCCAGACAGUUAUGUCGGUCUUCCUGCAAGUACACACAGAGACACUGUCAGGGAACAAGUGUCAAAGUCAGGCUCAACAUACAGAUCAUCAGAACCUGGGAUGGUAAUCAGGAACAAGUUCUAUGACCAGAACCAGACUGACCCCCCGAACUUUGGGCCUCUACCGAUAUCAGGAUCAGCAUCAAAGUUUGAUUCUUAUCCAUCCGGGUCACCAUCAUUCCAAUAUUCAUCAAACCCUCUGGCCGGCCUCCAUAGGCCACAGAUGUAUCCUAGGACAGAUCUUCAGCCUAACAUGGUUUCUAGUGGAGUUGGAGAAAGAGUGUCUCCUCAUGUGACGCCAUUGUUAAGUAAUAGACAGAAUUAUGAACACUUUCCUCGUAUGCCAUACAGUCAGUAUGUUGGUGGUUAUGCUGGGGUGUCUGGUUUCGGGUAUUCAGAUGCCAGUUUACAGCACUACUAUCAACCAGACAGACUGUUUCAAGGUGAAGCAGAGUACCACCACAACCAGUAUGGUCAUAGGACGGAAGAUGAGGUGCAUCUGCCUCCCUCACACAAGCUUCACAGACAGAUGCAGCCACAAGGUCAAGAAACAUUGAUGAAGGGUAUCAGUCAACCAAGAAGGAGCAAUAAAGAAUUGUCAAAAAAGAUGGCAGCAUUUGCUGAAAGUUCUGGAAAUACAUCAAUAGAUAGUGAGCUAUCAGUUGGUUUGGAGCUCUCCAUUGAUGAAAAUGGAAUCAUGUGGGAUGAAGAUCAAGCAGACACGACAUAUGCCUCAGAAGACCUGGACUCCUUCCGUCUGAGUCCGUCUGGCAGUGAGACUGCAGGUGAUGUGGACUCGUCCUUGCUUCUGUCAGGAUCCGGGUCCCAGCCUGCUCCUGCAAAAGGAGGAGAAGGUCACAGGCAGAUGCUGGAGGAGAUUGCUGAGACAGAUGAGGAGUCAUCUUAUCAGGGAUUACCAGCAGCUCCUUCUAAAGGUCAAAAUGGUGUCAGAAUUGGUAAAGGUCAUAUCGGUGGUAGAGGAACAACUAGUUCAGAGCUGAGGAGAGAUAAAGGAGGAAUGGUGAGCGAUAUCAUGUCAGUGAGGGACAAGAUGAUGAAGUACCUGGAAGAAGAUAAGGGAACAAAACCGAAAUUCCCAGACAGUGCCAGAAGCAGAAUACAGGAAAAACAGCAAGAUAGAAAAACUGCUCCGAGCAGGACAAAUGAAUUGAACAACAGUCAGGGAAAACCAUCUUUGGCUGUGUACGAAAAGGACAGGGCACUAGCAGAGAAUGGUAAUAAUAAAAUUCACAAUGAAUUAAAUUCUGAAGCUAACUUCAAGUCUAGGUAUGCUUUUGACUCUUCUGAUGAUCUGUCCUCCAGUAGCUGGUCGCCAGUAAAACCUUCUACAUCAAAGUUUGAAAGGGCAGAUUCUAUUGAUACUGACCAUGAUGUGAUUAUCAUGGCUCAGGAACCAUCAAAAGAAGAUUCAAAUAAGGCUACAGCGAGAAAAGUUCCAAAACACAAAGUCAUCGUCAGAGAUGAAAAUGAGGUGGUUGAAGAGAUGAUCCUACCCAGGUCUAGAUCACGCCCUAAAAUGUCUCUAGACGGUAUGUCAAGGAGGCUAGAUUUGCUGAGUUCAUCCUCUGAAUCUCUGAACCUGUCUCCAAGGAGGAAGCCUUUUGUCAAGAAGCGAGAGAUAAAAGAAGUGACUAAUCAGGACAAACUGGUCACUCCAGUUCCACAAGAUCAGCUGAUUUGUGAGCAGCCUAACACAGAACUCAUUUCUGAAGAGAGACAUUGUGACAAUCCUAAAGAUGUGCCAGCUGAGGACCAAUACUUGCAGUCAUCAUUUGCUGAUUCAGGAGUCUGUCCUGACACGAAACCUUUUAGACUGUUGGAUGAUGUUCAAGUUCCUCCACAGUCAGAUGCUAUAGACAGUUCUGAUGCAAUCAAGCAAGAUGAAGUGCAGUCCGAUGCUAUGGACAGCUCUGAUGCAAUCAAGCAAGAUGAAGUGCAGUCUGAUGCUUUGGACAGCCCUGAUGCAAUCAACCAUGAUGUAGUGCAAGUUCGACCUCAGUCAGAUGCUAUGGACAGCCCUGAUGCAGUCAAUGUCGAUGUAGCUGCAGAUGAUAGUAAGGACAACCUUGGAAGGAAAGGACAAAGUGUGACUUCCUCACUCAGUUUUGACUCUACGGAUGAUCUGGCCAAAUAUGACAACGUUCCUCUGAAACAGGCUCAGCCUCUUCGAGCCACAUUUGCUGAUGAUGUCACAACUGAUGAUGAGUUGUCAAGGGAUGACAUUCUGGACAAGCCUGGAGGUUCAGCUCCUCCCUACAGAGAGGAGAGCACAGACUUUGAUUUUGAAUCUGAUCUGGAACGAUUCAGUACACCUUUCAAGCUAACCAAGGGCCAUAAGAUCUCCAAGAAGAACAAGGUCCUCACCCACAAAAAGGCCCAGCCAAGGGGCGGAAGUGCUAGUCGCAAAAGUGUCCCAAAAUUUCAUGUUGAUGCGGACAGCAGUGAAGCAGCUUCUGAUACCAGCAGACUUGGUGGACAUCGGCAUGAGGCUGCUAAACGGCGCCGUGUAGCACUGUACUGCGUAUUCCGCUACCUGGAUACAAAGACACUCAGCCAGAUGGCGCUGGUGUGUCGGGAAUGGAAGCAUGUUUGUCGACAUCCUGAAUUGUGGAAGCGUGUAGUGUUGAAGAAUGAGAGAAUCUCAUCCUCAUUCCUGGUUACCAUAUCCCAAUGGUGUCAACGACUCCAACAUCUCACCCUAGAAGGAUUGCAGUGCCGACAACGAAACAAUGAAGAAAGCCUAGAAGAAUAUCACCGAGCUACCAGGGCAUACCUUGAACCUGGUCUUGAAGAACUGUUGAAAAGUUGUCAAGAUAGUCUAAUUUCUCUCAAAAUAAUUGCCUGUGGGAAUCAUAUCACUGACAAGUGUCUCUGGCUGGCCAGCUGCUACGGCCGACUCCUGGAGAAGCUUCACUACGUCAGCAGCACCGACCCUGUCUCCCCAGAGGUGCUCUGGGCCAUCGGGGGAGGGUGCCCAGGGGUUACGACAUUGGUGGUGCCACCGCUCUUCCCAUGUUUGAAACCAAAGUCUUUCAGCAACAAGUGUUUGUUGCUCAUUGCCAAGUUCUACCCUGAUGUUCAGGAGCUUGGAAUUGGUGGUCGGGAAAUCAGUAUCGGGGGACUACUUCCUCUUGUUCAAGGUUGUCAGCGCCUGCAGUACCUGGAGCUGGAUCACAUGUUGGAACUGACAACUGAUGACGUCACGGGACUGUGUCGGGCGGGGCUCCGGAACCUGUCUGUCCUGGAGCUGAUAGCCACGCCCAUUGACCCCGAAGCUGUCAAACAGAUCUACAAAUCCUGUCGACACAUCAAGAGAAUACGAGUGCUCCUGAGUUUCCAUGAUUUCUUUGAGGAUGGCAGUGACAAGAAACACAGAGACGAAUAUCAGAAAAAGAUCAAGAAACUACAGGAGCUUCUACAACAGCCAGGCUUGGGGAACAUCCUCCACAUACAAGCAGCCCCAGUAGAAUGAACUGUAAUGAUGAUGAUGAUGAGGAUGAUGAUGAAGACAGAAAAAAUAAAUAAAUAGAAAGAU
Molecule: messenger RNA, 7570 nt
Organism: Haliotis rufescens (red abalone)
Lineage: Eukaryota; Metazoa; Mollusca; Gastropoda; Lepetellida; Haliotidae
Exons: 16
Coding region: 485-7507 (2340 amino acids)
Molecular function (GO): protein binding
Source: RefSeq, a predicted model, not a curated record